AUGGCAGAAACACUCGGGCUACACGGCCUUAACUUGGACCUUCCUUUCCCCGCAGCUACCAAGCGAGUAUCUGGGAAUAUCAAUGGAAUCCACACAGAUGUCAUGACCAUCAAGUUCAGUGAUAAAAUCAUGAUUACAAUAUCACAAAAAGGCCGACUUGGCCAUUGGCUCCAUGUUCCACUGGAAAACAAAAACCCAGGCACAGAAGGCCAGCAUAGAAUUCCAGAUCCUGCGAAUGAUGGUCUUCUUCCGUUGAGUAAUUUGACGGCUACGUCGAUUCUUGGGGGUCGUGCUCCGGGACACGAAAUUGUUGGUCAGCUAUAUGCCCGUCAGAUAGCGAGUGCCAUUGUCACCAAGACACCAAACGAGAACCGCUUGCUGGUUGUCGGACUAGGAUUAGAAACAGCCGAAGCCGACCGAGACGUGUUCUUCGCUGUCAUAGACCUUGUCCUUCAGUGCAUCUAA
Aspergillus nidulans FGSC A4 is the source of this 465-nucleotide messenger RNA. RefSeq lists its product as uncharacterized. Bases 1 to 465 code for a protein of 154 amino acids. The transcript has 2 exons. Lineage: Eukaryota; Fungi; Ascomycota; Eurotiomycetes; Eurotiales; Aspergillaceae. Gene Ontology annotation, biological process: proteasome assembly. The record is from RefSeq and is a predicted model, not a curated record.